AUGCCAUUGCAGACGGUAUGGAUGGGUUCUUCAAUUAAACUCAUCAACUUUGUGGAGGUUCCUUCUGCAUUAAACAUUCAAGGUCAGUAUAGUUCAAGGUGUCUUUACACUACUGCACUGUAAACCAAUUCUAAUUAAAAUUGCCAUAUUUAACGUCUUAAUUUCUGUGGAUUUUUACCACUUAUCUUCAUUUUUGUCACCUAUAUUUUCCAGCAUGAAAUAUUUCCCUCCCUAUGCAUUUUUUUUCCUACAUGUUUUAUUAUUUUCGAGUUACAGAAGAGGUAAAAGAAUGUAUGAAUGGGAAGCGGGCCUACUAUGUGAAAGUAUCUUUAUUCUAAGCCUUCUGUAGAGUUAAGAAUUUUUCUUUGCAGUACUCUUAAACAUAAACAAGGAAGCCAUCUUUAGUAACUUUUGUUGUUUGUUUCAGAUUUCAGACUUUUUUUAUUUCUGGAUAAGCUUUUCAAGUGAUUUAAUUGUAUUGGAUACACUCAAAAUUACUUUUUUUCCACAAUAUACUAUCAAAAUAUUAAAACAUUUUCAAAGUUUAUCCAAACAUAUAUCAAGACCUUUAUUAGAAGACUGCAAAUAGCACUUAUCAAAAUGGCAAUAGGAAGGGAACGUACACAAUAGAUAGAAGUAAUGAUAUGUUAGGAUUAAAGUUCCUUUCAUAUUUCAUUUGCCAUGACUGAAUACUUUAGCUUAGGUAUGUCAAACUCAAGGUACAAGGGCAUCAUCAGAACUAAUAUAUUGCCCACAACACUAAAAGGACAUGAAUGUUUCAGACAACGGUCUCAUUCAAAGGCUUUGUGUCUGUAAAGCAUAAUACUGUUUGUAAUUGGCAGCAUGUGCAGCUUGAUGCAAUUAACCACGUGCUGUAUACAAAAAAUAUUAAGGUGUCACAUACUGCAGAUGACAGUUUUCUGUAUAAAAAGGAACCUUGCAAAUGAUUGGUACUUGGCCUGUAAUGCACUCCCAGAGGCACAAAACAAUUUAUAACACAAAGCCUCAUAUUUUACUAUACAGAUUAUUCUCUGUGGUCUUAUAGUUGUGCCUAGACACCAUCAUUCCCACAGUGUUUUUCAUUUGUAACUGUGCCAGAGAUUACUAUAGCCCCCUUUUCAUUAAUUACCCCCAUCCUUUUUUUUUUUUUUUUUUAAUUUCCAAGAAAGAAAGGUAAAUCUGGUUUGGAGGGAAAAACCACAAUGUUCAUUUAGAAACAUAAGAGAUGCAGUCAUCAGUAGACAGAUCUAGCUGUAUCCACAUAUACUCAACCUAGUAACUCAAUCCCCCCCACACUCACCCUCAUACACAAAACACACAUUAAGACCCCACCCCAUAUAUAGUAAAUGUAUACACAUUUAUUACAUACUAUUGUGUUUUAUAUUCCUGUAGAAAAGGUUGAUGUGCCUGGUUCUAUUCGAUACUUGCGAGGGCCAGAGUUACUGAUUGUACGAUGCAAGGUACGUGUUCUGGAUCAAUGCCAAUAUGUAAAUGUGCAUACAGUUCAAUAUUGCAGAGCUUUUGACAGUGUAAGAUGCACAUUUAUUUUCCCAGUAGGGAAGUCUUAUUUAUUUAGAAUUAAACAAUAUAAUGUAAAAAAAAAUUAAAUUGUAUCAUAUCAAGGGCUUCCUUGUUGACGAAUGUUAACAUUUAUAUUUGAAGUUAUAUCAUUAAGCAGGUAACUGGUAAGUAAAGUGGUUCUGUCCGAAAUGCUAACAUCUGGCUUUAUUUGACAGGAUGGCUGGGUUGGAAUUAAAACAGUAAUUUUAAAGAAAAAAUUGUCUGCCAAGGACUUCUACAAUGGGUAUCUGCACCAGUGGUUUGUACAGAAGCCAAGUGUUCAGCUGGAGACAUGCAGGUUUCACACACUGUACCUGCCCCCCAAAGUCAAGGUUUCCAAACCGAAACAAGCAUCGCUGAGAAAUACAGUACGGUGAUGUUAUGUAUUCUUGCACUCAAUGGCUAACUGGAGAUAUUCAACUAAAUGCAGCUUUUGGAAGAGAGCACUUACAUGCCCUGGUUCAUGGUGGAAAUUGUCACAAUUGCAGGAAAAUGCUACAAGACAAAUGAACAUUUCAUACACAACUCUUAAUAUAAAAUAUAAUUUUACUUAAAAUAUCAGGGAUUAACAAUCUGCUAGUGUGCACAUUUAAGAAGGGAUUGCCAGGAGCUACAGUAUUAAAAUGCUGCCUCUCCUAAACCAGAUAGACCAUGGACAUGUUGAUUAUUUCGUGUUGACACCCAGAGAAAUCAGAUGCAAUAUGCUAUUUGGGAAGCUGUUUUAAACAAUUCAUCUGGAGUUUAAGUAAGUAAACAUUUUUAUUUAAUAAAAACAUUUUUGCAAAUCAGCAUUGUGAUCAAAG
This is a messenger RNA of Pelobates cultripes (western spadefoot toad), 2363 nucleotides long. NCBI's taxonomy places the organism in Eukaryota, Metazoa, Chordata, Amphibia, Anura, Pelobatidae. The record is from the annotation of a GenBank genome assembly.